Salvia splendens (bonfire salvia) is the source of this 453-nucleotide messenger RNA. RefSeq lists its product as uncharacterized. The transcript has a single exon. The record is from RefSeq and is a predicted model, not a curated record. The coding region runs from base 1 to 453 and encodes 150 amino acids. NCBI's taxonomy places the organism in Eukaryota, Viridiplantae, Streptophyta, Magnoliopsida, Lamiales, Lamiaceae.
AUGUUCACGCUCUCGAUUUCAAUUGGCGAUAUUCAAGUAGAGCACACGUUGUGUGAUUUGGGAGCGUCUAUCAAUGUUCUGCCAUACUCCAUUUAUAAGAAGCUAGGAGCGACCAAGCUCAUUGAUACUGAUAUAAUGAUACAACUGGCCGACAGAUCGUGUAUUCACCUGGAGGGAAUUCUGGAAGACGUAAUCGUGAAGGUGAUCAACUUUCUGUACCUAGCCGACUUCUUCGUCAUCAAGAUGACAGAGCCAGCAGCAAGUGAGUCAAGUGGAGUUCUACUGGGAAGGCCAUUUCUGUCCACGGCCAGCACUAUAAUUGACGUCUGUAAUGGGACGAUCAGCUUGGAUUUCAAUGUAGAGCAGUUCACGUUCAAUAUUGAUGAAGCUAUGAAAAGGCCAGCGGACAGCGAGAACGUGUAUUCAGUAGACGUAACUGAGCCACUAGUGUAG